GGCAUGGGGAAGUACAUGCCGAGGGCAAAAACCAUCUCUUCCUGCCGUUUCUCUCCGCAAUCAAUCGCUCUCUCCUUCCCUCUGUCGAGGUCUCAAUUUAGAUGGUACGAAGAAGAUAUCUGGACGGAGAUCGCCAAGUACUUGGACAAAAAGUCGUUGGUGAGGCUGGGGAUGGUGGAUCAUUGGUUUCACAAAUUUAUGUUCCACGAGAGCGUCUGGAAGUACGCAUGCCUACGUGAUCUCAACGUUUCACCACCCAAAGAAGUUGCCUUCAAAUGGCGGGAGCUCUAUGCUGCAUCCUUCGAUGGCAGCCAUUCGUAUACCAACAGGCAGCCAGAGAAGCACAUUGAUUGGAUGAGAAUCGGGGCGUUUCUCUUCGACUCAGCAGUGGCAUUGGCAACAGAGAAGCUACGCAUUCCGGAUAUUUCUUCAAACAAGUUGCCAGCGGACAAGAUGGUGCAGAAAAUGGGUUGUUGCAUCUUGACGGGCAUCAAGCCGGGAAUUUGGAUUGCUGAUUUGCAAUUGGUCAGGUGCCCCGUUUGCAACCUCAACACUUGUGAAGGCACCAUGCAAACGCUUGAUGCGAGGCAUUUUGAGCUGUUUCUCCACCAGGAGUACAAGAACGGGACGUGGGAGUACGAAGAGGUUGGAUCUCAUCGAGUUGAGAACUGCUGUGGAGCUAUAGGGGGUAUCUUCGAUGCUGUGCACCUCAGGAGCUCCUCAACUGCAGAGGUUCUCAACAUGAAAUCAUGGAUUGCAGAACCAACAGACUUCCAGCCAAGGGCAAGGAUUGCCUGCCAUGCAGUUGCCGUCAAUACAAAUUUACAGGAAAACGAAGGUUUGCAGGUGAAGUAUCAGAUAAUGAAAGCUGGAGAAAACGGGCCGAUUGUUUCCAUAAGGAUCUCGCAGCAACUCUUGUAAACUUUUAACUUUGCCAGUUCUGGCAUGAACCUUCAUAGGCUAUUUUAGUGAUAGAAUGCUAAUGAAGGGGAUUAGGGACACGCCAUGAUCGAAACAGUCUCGGUGAUGUACAGAGACGGUCUAACCAAUAGUUCCAUGGUCCAGCUAAAAUUGGAUUCCGGUUUAAGUGGCAUGAAACCGGAAAAAAUUGGACAUUCGACAGAAUGCAGACCUAAAAAAUAACACAUAGAGGAGAUUAUAUGGUUUCCUCAGUUUUCUAUAUUCAAAGACGAGACUCCACAGAUUAAACCAACCUAAACGAGCAUCAGACCUCUGCUGGAGAGGUAGGACGAGCAAAUUGAUUCAGU
Nymphaea colorata (pocket water lily) is the source of this 1268-nucleotide messenger RNA. Its product is annotated as probable F-box protein At3g61730. The transcript is spliced from 8 exons. The record is from RefSeq and is a predicted model, not a curated record. Lineage: Eukaryota; Viridiplantae; Streptophyta; Magnoliopsida; Nymphaeales; Nymphaeaceae. Gene Ontology annotation, cellular component: nucleus. Gene Ontology annotation, biological process: reproductive system development. Bases 4 to 921 code for a protein of 305 amino acids. Gene Ontology annotation, molecular function: protein binding.